Molecule: messenger RNA, 412 nt
Organism: Papilio xuthus (Asian swallowtail)
Lineage: Eukaryota; Metazoa; Arthropoda; Insecta; Lepidoptera; Papilionidae
Gene: kud
Product: oligosaccharyltransferase subunit 5 kud
Exons: 2
Coding region: 103-348 (81 amino acids)
Cellular component (GO): oligosaccharyltransferase complex
Source: RefSeq, a predicted model, not a curated record
AAAUGUGUGACGUAUCCUAAUUUUUUCUGACGUUGACUUUAGCGUUCUUGCCGGUGGUGCUAAGUUUUGUUUUUGCAAUUAUUCUCAAUAGAAAUCUUCAAAAUGAGCUUGGAAAUAGAAUCAAUGGUUCGAUACACGUCGCCGAUAAACCCAGGCGUGUUUCCACAUCUCACUUUACUACUGCUCGGUAUCGGCAUUUUCUUCAUGGCGUGGUUCUUCGUAUAUGAAGUAACAAGUACGAAAUCAACCAGAGAUCUCUUCAAGGAACUUUUGCUGUCACUCGUCGCGUCUUUGUUUUCCGGCUUUGGUGUUCUGUUUCUGUUGUUAUGGGUUGGCAUAUAUGUGUAACAAAAACUUAAUAUAUAAGUACGAUAAUAAUGGAAGUGAUUUCUUGUUUAUUUUAAGAUAAAAU